Messenger RNA from Labeo rohita (rohu), 4395 nucleotides. Its product is annotated as complement C3-like. Gene Ontology annotation, cellular component: extracellular region. Gene Ontology annotation, molecular function: endopeptidase inhibitor activity. Lineage: Eukaryota; Metazoa; Chordata; Actinopteri; Cypriniformes; Cyprinidae. The record is from RefSeq and is a predicted model, not a curated record.
CUUAUUGUGAGAGUUGAGUCCAGCAGGACAAUGCUCUUUCAACUGCUGUUAUGGACGGCAUUGCUCUGUCACAUCUCAGAUGGCCAAACUUCCAGUCAAAGACACAAGCGGACAGUUUGGGGACCUAAUAUGCGAAUAAUUGAACCAGUCACUGACCGAUCUCCAUCGUUUUCUGUUUUAGCUCCAGCAAAGAUAAGACCUGGAACAAAACAGAACAUCUUGCUGGAGGGUCACAAACUGUCCCAUCCAUUAAAAGUCUCCAUCGCGAUCUAUGAAUACCCAGUCUCCCAAUCAGCCUUAAUGAUGGGCUUUGUUACCCUCAAUUCAGACAACAACUACAGUGCCCUUACAGCCAUUGAGAUUGAUCCAAAUGUGCUGCAACCAGAUGGAAAGAAAAAAUAUGUGAAGCUUGUUGCUCGGUUUAGCAAAUUCCAUCAUGCAGAAAGAAUAUUACCAGUGUCAUUCCGCUCUGGAUACAUCUUCAUUCAGACUGAUAAACCGGUUUACAACCCUGGAGACACAGUGCGUUGCAGAGCUUUUGUGUCUGACACUGAAUUCCGUGCUGCUGAGAGGACCAUUUCUCUGGAGAUUCAGAAUCCAGAUGGUAUUGCAGUACAUGGUGUUUCCAGAGUCAGAGCAAUGGAUGGGAUAUUCUCUAACACCUACCCCCUCUCACCUAUAGUCAAAGAGGGCAAGUGGAAAGUUGUUGCAAAGUUUGAUCAAGGAAAAGAGAACAUAUUCACUCGAGAGUUUGAUGUCAAGAAAUACAUGCUUCCGGCAUUCAAUGUCACUUUGACUCCAAAGACAUCCCACCUCAGACUAGAUGCAGAAAAACUGGAAGUAGAAAUAACAGCCAGAUAUCUUUAUGGUGAACCAGUGAAAGGUGUUGCGUAUGUGCUGUUUGGUAUUGAAAUUAAUGGUGAAAAGAAGAGACUCACAUCUAUGAAACAACUACAUGAUCUGAAUGGAGGAAAUGUUAUUUUGACUAUGGAGGAGAUAAAGAAGGCCUAUCCUGACACAAACAGCCUACUGGGGACUUCUGUGUACGUCAAAGCGUCAGUAAUGACCAGCUCAGGUAGUGACCUAGUGGAAGCAGAGAAAUCCGGCAUUAAAAUAGUAGUGUCACCCUACAUGCUCUCCAUCAAGGACGCACCAAAGUAUUUCAAACCUAACCUGCCAUUAACAUUGACGAUUACUGUGAGUGACCACGAUGGAUCUCCAGCCCGUAAUAUUCCUGUUAAAAUCAGCUUUCUUAAAAGCCCAAUCACCGAACACAGCGGCACCUUCAAUGCCUACAUCAGCAUACCUGCGAAGACUGGCUCACAGACACUGAAGGUGGAGACAGCAGAUCCAUCACUGAAACCAGAGCAGCAGGCCGUUCAAGAGAUGCGUGUGGAGCCAUAUGCCGCUUUUAAUGCCUACUGGAACUACCUGCACAUUUCAGUGGUCAGCAGUCGAGUGGUGGUGGGCGACACACUCAACAUCCAAGCUCACAUCAAAUUUAACCCAUCGGUUUGGAAAAAAAUUGUGGAGAAGCUGACGUAUGCCGUGUUAAAUAAGGGAAACAUAAUCCAUGCUGGUAGAAUAAGUGUCACACACCUGGACGUCAUAAACAUUCCUCUGCUGGUUACCUCAGAAAUGCUACCUGCAUUUCGUUUUGUGGCCUACUACAUUGUGCCAUGGGAACAACCGGCAGAAGUGGUGGCAGAUUCUGUGUUUGUGGAUGUGGAGGACCGCUGUGUAGGUUCGCUUAGUGUAGGUCCAGUGGAGGGAGAAAAACUCAAUUCGUACUCACCAGGCAGCAGCAUUACAUUUGAAGUGAAAGGAGACCCGGGGGCAAAGGUCAGCCUGGUUGCUGUGGAUAAUGCCAUCUUUCUGUUGAGUAAAAAAAGACUGACGCAGAAGAAGGUGUGGGAGGUGGUGGGUCAGGGUGAUAUGGGCUGCACCGCUGGAGGAGGCAGGAAUAAUAUGGGUGUUUUCAGUGACGCAGGACUGAUGUUUUAUUCCAGUACGGGAGGAUCUACGGACUACAAAAAAGAUUGUUCCAGUAGUUCUAGAAGAAGACGUUCUGCUGCCAAACUUCAGCUUAGAGAACAACUUGAGAAGGUAUAUUCUGACGAGUUCCUGCAGAGAUGUUGUGUGGAUGGCAUGAGGGAGAUUCCCAUGCCGUAUUCCUGCUACCGUCGCUCGCUCUACAUCACUGAGGACUGGAGCUGUGUGUUGGCUUUCCUCCGCUGUUGUGCAGAGUACAGAGGGGAGGAGAUCAGUGUUGUUACCAGACCUCCUACAACCACCCCUCCACCCACCACCAAGCUAAUUUCAUACCCGCGUUAUGGUAAUCAAUAUCCUUCGAAAACUCUUGUGCUACCUUCGUUCUACGGACCUUCGAUCCGUGUUGAGGGCGUUCUCACACCUGAGAAGCCAGUACGUGAGGACAGUCAUGCUAAAAAUAUGGGAGAAGAAGAGGAGGAUGUGGAAGAGUUUGAUGAAGAUGAUUUAGCUGACUUAGAGGACAUUUACGUGCGCAGCAAGUUCUUCGAGUCGUGGCUGUGGACUGACAUCAGGCUACCCAGUGUUCCCAAGUCAGAUGGGUUGGCUGUAUCUCCAGUAAACACAGUUCUUCCUGACAGCAUCACUCAGUGGGGGUUUCUAGCUGUCAGUGCUUCACCUCAGACAGGUUUCUGUGUAGCUGAACCAUAUAACGUCCGGUCGUGGAAGCCGUUCUUCAUAGAUCUGCGGCUGCCUCACUCAGUGUCCAGAAAUGAACAUGUGGAAAUCAAAGCUGUGGUGCACAACUACAGGAACUCAAAACUGGAGGUCAUGGUGAUUCUGGAUAAGACAGAGGACAUGUGUAGUGUUGCAUUUAGAGGACAGCACAGACAGCAGGUUUCGGUACCGGCCGGCUCCUCCAAGCUCAUUUCAUACACCAUCAUCCCUCUCAAAACAGGAGAGCUCCCUCUACAGGUCACAGCCGUCACGGCCUCCUUCCUGGGACAGGAUGCAGUGAGGAAGAAACUGCGUGUGGUAGUUGAAGGCAUCCAGACAAUUAAAGUUAGGAGCUUUGUGCUGAACCCCGCUGAGAAAGGUAGAGCUGGUAGACAGCUGAUAGAAGUGGAGAAACUGCAAUUGGACGCCAUUGUACCAAAAUCUCUGCCGGAGACAUUUGUCAAUGUCAGAGGUAAUUUGCUGGCAGACAGCAUUGAUAACUCCAUUAAGGAGGACUCUCUGGCAGCAUUGAUCCGGAUGCCCGGUGGGUGUGUAGAGCAGAACCUGGCCAGAAUCACGCUGCCCCUCAUUGCCACCCAUUACCUGGACCGCAGUAGAAACUGGGACGCUGUGGGAAUAAAUCGCAGAGCAGAGGCCAUCCAAUACAUCCAAAAAGGGUAUGAAAAUCAACUUAAUUAUCGAAAAAAGGAUGACUCAUAUCCACCCUAUGCCAAAGAAGGCACCAGCACAUGGAUCACUGCAUACGUGGUGAAGGUUUUCUCCAUGGCAAAAUCGUUUAUUAGCAUCAAUGACAAGCAUCUGUGUGGACCUCUGGUGUACCUGCUCAAGAAUAAACAGCGUCCUGAUGGAUCCUUUCAGGAGGACAAUCCUGUCUAUGACACCAGUAUGACGGGAGGCCUGCACGGCUCUGAAUCCAGAGUGUCUCUGACCGCAUUCGUGCUCAUUGCUUUGGAAGAGGCACAAAAAGUUGUUACCUGCCAAGAGCCAGACCUUGACAUACAGGGCAAGUCUAAAAAAGCAAUGGUGUAUCUAAAAGAGCAUUUCCCCCGACUGACAAGGCCGUACACAGCGGCUAUAGCAUGCUACAUUUUAGCAGUAUCCAUUAACGGCUGCAUGACGAGCAUGUUACUAAAUUUAGCCUCGCCUGAUCGUUCCCACUGGCCUGACUCUAGUAAUCAUUUCUUCACACUGGAAGCUACCGGCUAUGCACUGCUAGCGCUGAUCAGCGGUGGCCACAUGGAAGAGGCAGCAGCUCCUUUUCGAUGGUUAAAUGAGAAGCGUGGCAUUGGGGGAGGAUACGGCUCUACUCAGUCCACUAUGGUGGUGCUACAGGCCCUGUCUGAGUAUCUGGUAAAGAGGCCUCCUCUUGACGACCUCAAUCUGUUGGUGCAGCUCAGUGUUCCCGGUCGCAGUGAUGUACGCUGGACCUUCAAUCCAAAAGUGGCAUAUGUGGCCCGAUCUCAACGGGUGCCUCUCGACCAGAAAUUCACAGUGGAGGCUUCUGGGAAGGGCAAAGGAGUUUUGGAGGUAGUGACGGUGUACCACCAGCUUCCUGAUGUGUAUGAGAACAGCACAUGUAAUGGAUUUCAGCUGGACGUCUCAAUCGCUGAGACUAAUGAUAAAUACUGUACAAUGUACAGUUCUUGGAAGUGAGAAAGAACAAGACAU